Messenger RNA from Lottia gigantea (owl limpet), 522 nucleotides. RefSeq lists its product as hypothetical. The coding region runs from base 1 to 522 and encodes 173 amino acids. Gene Ontology annotation, molecular function: nucleic acid binding. The record is from RefSeq and is a predicted model, not a curated record. Lineage: Eukaryota; Metazoa; Mollusca; Gastropoda; Lottiidae. The transcript has a single exon.
AUGGUCCUGAAUUUUCAUCAAAAGAGUUUAGAGACUUUACACUGCCAGAAUCAACAAGGACAUUGUGAAGCUGGAGUGAAAAUAGCUAAAUCUAUUCUACUUCAAGACGAUAUAUUUCAAGCAUUGAGUGCUUAUCGUACUACACCACUACUAUCAACAGGAUAUUCUCCAUCACAACUUACGAUAGGAAGAAAUAUUAGAACAGAAUUAACAUCACUUCCAUCUAAAUGGCCUAGCUAUAAUGAUGUAAAAAGGAAGGAUGAGAAAAAGAAGAAUGAUUGUGAAUAUCACUAUAAUAAACGUCAUGGUGUUCGUCCAUUAUCAACUUUAAAAGAAGGUGAUCCAGUCAGAUUAAAAAUUGAUACUGAUAAAACAUGGUCAAAGAAAGGAGUAAAAAUAGAACAUACAUGGUUAAAACAGCUGAUGGUCAAUUCAGAAGAAAUCGUCGACACAUUCAGAAGGUUACUACUUCUAAAACAACUACCAAUACACCAGUAUCAAGUUCGAGAACUGAAGCUAUAA